Molecule: messenger RNA, 159 nt
Organism: Acaulospora morrowiae
Lineage: Eukaryota; Fungi; Glomeromycota; Glomeromycetes; Diversisporales; Acaulosporaceae
Source: the annotation of a GenBank genome assembly
AUGUUAGACCCGAUCAACCCACUUGCGGAAAGUAUGGACCUUACCCGUUACAUCGCCAAUUUAGCCUGGCAUGAUUCGACACCUGACUCGACCCAUUGUAUUACCGGACCCGACCAAAUUUCAACACUAGAUUGUGAACCGGUCAACAUUAUAAGUUGA